This is a messenger RNA of Triticum dicoccoides, 1441 nucleotides long. RefSeq lists its product as uncharacterized. Bases 138 to 1142 code for a protein of 334 amino acids. Lineage: Eukaryota; Viridiplantae; Streptophyta; Magnoliopsida; Poales; Poaceae. The record is from RefSeq and is a predicted model, not a curated record. The transcript has a single exon.
AACAACACAUCACUGCUGAAGUGCUGCCGAUCGCGCGAGGUUGUCCAAAUCCAUUUUUGUAAAAUAAGAGAACUUUUCAAACCUUGCAAGCCACCGGAACUUUCCAGAGAGUCGACCAUCCAACCUUCUUAAACCCCAUGGUUCCCAAUCUCCCAUCAACCAUUCAAACCCUCGCAGCCGCCGUCGCCAUGGGCACCCUCGUCGGCCACGUCGCUCCGGGCGCCGGCUUCCUCCUCAUCGGGCUGUGGCAGCUGUUCAACCACAUCCGGCUGUUCGCGCUGCGGCCCGGCUCCUACGCGGCGCCGCUCUGGUUCCCCGCGCGCGGCGUCCGCCACCUCGAGCUCAUCCUCAUCAUCGCCGGCACGUCGGCGUCCAUCCUGAUGGAGCUCGUCAUCGGCCCCGCGAAGCACCAGCCGUUGGACGACGACGGCACCAUCCCGUCCGACCACCUCCACAACUUCGAGCACGCGUCCGUCUCGCUCGCCCUCCUCGCCUUCGCCGCGGUCACCAUCCACAUGGACAGGGUCCGGGCGCCGAUGCGGGACGCCGUGUCGCAGCUGGCCGCCGCGGCGGCGUUCGCGCAGGAGCUGCUCGUCUUCCACCUCCACUCCACGGACCACAUGGGCGUGGAGGGGCAGUUCCACUGGCUGCUGCAGACCGUCGUCGCCGUCACGCUGGCCACCACGCUGCUGGGCAUUCCGUACCCGCGGAGCUUUGUGGUGAGCCUGGUCAGGUCGGCGAGCCUCGUGCUCCAGGGCGUGUGGUUGAUCGUCAUGGGCGUCAUGCUCUGGACGCCGGGGCUCGUCCCCAAGGGGUGCUUCCUGAAUCACGAGGACGGCCACGACGUGGUCCGGUGCCGCACCGACGAGGCGCUCCAUCGCGCCAAGGCGCUGGUGAACCUGCAGUUCAGCUGGUACCUGACGGGCACCAUGGUGUUCGUCGUCGUGCUCUACCUCCAGGUCAGCAGGCUGUACCCCGAGGAGCCGCAGUACUUGCCGCUGGUCAAGGGAGGACCCUCCGGCGGCCGGUUCAGCGUCGGGGACGAUGACGAGGACGAUGACGACGAGGAUGACCUGGAGGCCGCGAAAAGUACUUACGGGCACAUGGUCAGCGGCACAAAGCCCAUGGAGAUAGAGAGGUAAAACUAUGAAAGGAGGGAACGGUGAAGAUGCAGGGUCGUAUAUGUGGUGCUGUAGAUUUGUAUAUAUAGUUGUUUCAAUUUUGUGGAUUUGGUGUUCACCGAGUGAACUGACCCGUAAAUGCGGGUCAAGUUCAAUUUGCUUGUUGGUCUGAUCAUCGGAGUACUACAAUGGAUUCAUGGCUGGCCUGUGGAUGGAGAGUGGGCUUGCACCUUUUGUGUGUCUUCUUGAUUGAUGAUUGUACCUUAAAGCUUGCCGUAAAUGACUUCUUUUAGGCCGGGCAGUCGUCCCCGGCGCUUUCA